AUGACUGCGACAUCGAUGACGAGUUAUCAGCGGCCCGCCACCAGCCCGAAGGCCUGGAUGGUCUCCAAGCCCGGACCAUGUUCUCCAAGAGAGAAAUCCAGUCUCUGUACAGGGGCUUCAAAAACGAAUGUCCUAGUGGAAUGGUGGAUGAGAAAACUUUCAAAUCAAUUUAUUCCCAGUUUUUCCCUCAGGGAGAUGUCACAACGUACGCGCACUUCCUGUUUAAGGCGUUCGACACAGACAACAGUGGAGCGAUUCGAUUUGAGGAUUUUGUUAUCGGUCUGUCUGUGUUACUGCGGGGGACCGCGAACGAGAAGCUCAUCUGGGCCUUUAACCUGUACGACAUCAACAAGGACGGCUACGUGACCAAGGAGGAGAUGUUGGCCAUUAUCCAGUCCAUCUACGACAUGAUGGGGCGUUACACGUACCCUGCCCUGCACCCAGAGAGCCCCCUUCAACACGUGGAGAGGUUCUUCCAGAAGAUGGACAGAAACCGUGACGGCGUGGUGACGAUUGAUGAGUUCCUGGAUGCCUGUCAAACGGAUGAGAAUAUCAUGCAUUCUAUGCAGCUCUUUGAGAACGCUCUUUAGAAGCAUCUGAACCCUCGACUGAGUUGGGACAACACAGGCAGGACCUCUAUAUCUUGUCUCACACACUUUGUAAUCCUGAGGAUCUCCAAGUAUGCUAUUUCCUUGACAAAAACUAUUUUAAAUACACUUCAAUUAACAAUGAGGAAUAAUUGUUCCAUUGUAUUGUGACUUUUCUCAGCAAGGUUUGACUAAGCAAGGACUGCUCCUCUAGGGUAGAGAUAUUUUUUCCAAUGGAAAUAAUGUUAUUCCGUCCAACAUCCUGAAUCUGACAGAUUCCAACGUUCUCUGGACUUUAAAGGAAUGGGAUGGAAUAAAAUGGACUAACGGGCGCUGACGGCCUUUCACCCUCCUUGAGGCUUCCAGGAGAAGAAGGAUUGAGACACGGAGCCUUCACUAAAAGCUGGCAGUGACUGGAAGCUCGUGCAAGUGGAGACCGGUGAAGCACUGAGGCAACAAACUGGAAAUUAUUCAAGCAGGGAAGCAAAUCAAAGUCCCAGCGUGGGCGGUGCAGCGGGUAGAGCCACUGCCUCACGGCGCCGGAGACCCCGGGUUCCAUCCUGACCUUGG
Amblyraja radiata (thorny skate) is the source of this 1157-nucleotide messenger RNA. RefSeq names its product calsenilin-like. Lineage: Eukaryota; Metazoa; Chordata; Chondrichthyes; Rajiformes; Rajidae. The record is from RefSeq and is a predicted model, not a curated record. Gene Ontology annotation, biological process: negative regulation of transcription by RNA polymerase II; regulation of potassium ion transmembrane transport. Gene Ontology annotation, cellular component: voltage-gated potassium channel complex; nucleus. Gene Ontology annotation, molecular function: RNA polymerase II cis-regulatory region sequence-specific DNA binding; calcium ion binding; potassium channel regulator activity. The transcript has 7 exons. The annotation marks the transcript as partial.